CUCGCCGGGUUCGAUCGGAUGUCAACUCCUCUGACCGGAUGGUGUUUGUGUAGAGGAAGUUUUGUUUUGCGAGUUUUUUUCUGUCCGUUUCGACUGACUGGGUGUUUAGUUAAAGCGCUUAAAAAAAGAGCACGGCAUGAUAUAAGUGUGAAUUGCAUAGUAACCGCUCAAGUGUUCAAGGAGAGGUUAAAAAAAAAAAAAAAUCCCGAGCUGUUUGAAGCGGAGGAACUCUUCAGAGUAACCCGAGAGCCCCUUCCUGCUAAGCUAACGACACCCAGCUAGUUAGCGCGGCUACCGUUUGCGCCCGGGUUUGAGUCGUGUUGCAGGAGCUCUACGAGCCGACGAAGCCAUGGGGAACCGGGGCAUGGAAGACCUGAUUCCCCUGAUCAACAAGCUUCAGGACGCCUUCAGCUCCAUUGGCCAGAGUUGCAAUCUGGACCUUCCUCAGAUCGCUGUGGUCGGAGGACAGAGCGCAGGGAAAAGCUCAGUGUUGGAGAAUUUUGUUGGCAGGGACUUUCUACCACGUGGAAAUGGCAUUGUUACCCGUAGACCUCUCAUUCUGCAGCUGGUCAACAAUAAAGCAGAAUAUGCUGAAUUCCUGCACUGCAAAGGGAAGAAGUUUGUGGAUUUUGAUGAAGUGCGGUCGGAAAUUGAGGCGGAGACCGACAGGAUAACAGGAUCCAACAAAGGCAUCUCUCCCAUCCCAAUAAACCUGAGGGUCUACUCCCCAAACGUGCUGAACCUGACCUUGAUCGACCUUCCGGGAAUGACUAAGGUUGCCGUGGGAGACCAGCCUGUAGACAUAGAGCACCAGAUCAGAGAAAUGCUGAUGCAGUUCAUCACCAAGGAAAGCUGUCUGAUCCUGGCCGUGACCCCUGCCAACACUGACCUGGCCAACUCUGACGCUCUGAAGAUCGCCAAGGAGGUGGACCCACAGGGUCUGCGUACCAUUGGUGUCAUAACAAAACUGGACCUGAUGGAUGAAGGGACGGAUGCAAAGGACAUCCUAGAAAAUAAACUCCUGCCACUACGUAGAGGCUACAUUGGUGUGGUGAACCGCAGUCAGAAAGACAUCGAUGGGAAGAAGGACAUUCGCGCUGCUAUGGCUGCAGAGAGGAAGUUCUUCCUGUCCCAUCCUGGCUACAGACAUCUGGCAGAGCGAAUGGGAACACCGCAUCUACAAAAGGCACUCAACCAGCAAUUGACCAACCACAUCAGGGACACUCUUCCUGGUCUGCGCAGUAAGCUGCAGAGUCAGCUCCUCUCGCUGGAGAAGGAGGUGGAGGAGUUCAAGAACUUCCGUCCAGAUGACCCAACGCGCAAGACCAAGGCCUUGUUGCAGAUGGUGCAGCAGUUCGGUGUGGACUUUGAGAAGUGCAUCGAGGGCUCUGGGGACCAGGUGGACACCAACGAGCUGUCGGGUGGCGCCAAAAUCAAUCGCCUCUUCCAUGAACGCUUUCCCUUCGAACUGGUCAAGAUUGUGUUCGACGAGAAGGAGUUACGGCGAGAAAUCAGUCAUGCAAUCAAGAACGUCCAUGGUGUCAGAACGGGGCUGUUCACUCCAGACCUGGCGUUUGAGGCCAUCGUGAAAAAGCAGAUCGUUAAGCUGAAAACGCCCUGUCUCAAAUGUAUCGAUCUGGUCAUUCAGGAGCUCAUCAACACAGUCAGGCAGUGCUCCAAUAAGCUCAAUUCCUAUCCCAGACUGAGAGAGGAGACCGAGAGGAUCGUCACGACCCACGUCAGAGAGAGAGAAGGGAAGACUAAGGACCAGGUUCUGCUGCUGAUUGACAUUGAGCUGUCCUACAUCAACACCAAUCAUGAGGACUUCAUAGGCUUUGCCAAUGCCCAGCAGAGGAACACAGCUGCAAACAAGAAGAGGGCCAUACCCAACCAGCUUGUCGGACUGGGAGAAGUCCACGAGGAGAAGGUGAUCAGGAAAGGCUGGCUAACCAUCAAUAUCAGCAUCAUGAAGGGAGGCUCCAAGGAGUACUGGUUCAUCCUGACUGCAGAGUCCCUGUCCUGGUACAAAGAUGAGGAGGAGAAAGAAAAGAAGUAUAUGCUCCCCCUGGACAACCUGAAGCUCAGAGAUAUGGAGAAAGGCUUUAUGUCAACAAAGCACAUCUUCGCAAUCUUCAACACCGAAUCGAGGAACGUGUACAAGGAUCUUCGGCAGAUAGAACUGGCCUGUGAUUCUCAAGACGAUGUGGACAGCUGGAAAGCCUCCUUCCUCAGGGCAGGGGUUUAUCCGGAGAAGGACCAGACGGACAAUGAAGACGCUGCCCCUGCGGACACCUUCUCCAUGGAUCCUCAGCUGGAGCGGCAGGUGGAAACCAUCCGCAACCUGGUGGAUUCGUACAUCGGCAUCAUCAACAAAUCCACCAAAGACCUCGUGCCCAAGACCAUCAUGCAUCUCAUGAUCAACAGUGCAAAGGAUUUCAUCCACUCGGAGCUGCUGGCCUACCUCUACUCGUCUGGGGACCAGAGCAGCCUCAUGGAGGAGUCGGCGGACCAGGCCCAGCGCAGAGACGAAAUGUUGCGCAUGUAUCACGCACUCAAGGAGGCGCUGCUCAUCAUUGGCGACCUCAGCACCAGCACCAUCUCCACCCCAGUACCCCCGCCCAUAAAUGACAGCUGGAUCCAAGAAGCCAGCCCAACCCCUCAGCGCCGGCCGCCCGCAGCUGCCCCGGCCCCCAGCCGUCCGCCCGCUGCUCGGGGACCGACGCCAGGACCACCCAUGAACCCUUCGCCUGCCUUCGGCGUUCCACUCAACCCCUCUCCCGCCUUUGGUGCACCACCGAUCCCCUCCCGCCCAGGCCCACCCAUCAACGCUUUUAACAGCCACCAGGAUCCCUUCAGCGCACCCCCAUUGAUCCCCUCCCGGCCGGCCCGCGUCCCACCCGGUGUACCCAGCCGAAGACCCCCUGGUGCUCCUUCUCAUCGGCCCACCAUUAUCCGCCCUGCCGAGCACUCCCUUCUAGACUAGACCCGUGGCCAAGUGUGUGUGUGUGUUUGUGUGUGGGUGUGUGUAUUCUGCACACUUCAGGCCAGAGGCGGGGGCUCGAGGGGGAGGGGCUUACUGAUAGCAGUGCAUAAUGUGCAUCGUCCAGCCGUAUUAACAAGCAAUGUAACAAGCUGCUAAUACCAUCUUUAUCAGUGCACAUGAACGACAGAAAGCCCUUAACCACUUGAAUAUUACUUUGACUGCUGUGGAAAUUGUGUAAUACAAAAAAAAAAACUGCUGAUCUGCAGGAUGCAUCAAGCUUCUAUCGGUCGGAGAUGAUGUAUCGAAUUCAGUUCAAGAUCGUUUUUUUACUAUAAUAACUGGUUUAUUUCUUCUGACAAUGUUCCCAGCAGAAGCUCGUUAAAUAACUUAUUAACUGUUGCAGGCUGGCUUUCCUCUCCCCUCCCUCCACCUUUUUAGAUCGGCCGAGACGCCCAAUGACUAGAUCUCUGUGUAUAAUACACACACUUGACCUGUUGUUAAUGAUUUACUGCGUUUUCAUUUAAUAACUGAUUCAUAAUGAAAAAAAAAAAACAAUACCUUAUUAUCACUGUUGUAAUGUUGGUGCUGUCAAUUACCUUUUUUUUUUUCCUCCCCCCCUUUUGUGUUAUUUUAUUUAAGUGGCUUUGUCCUUUUUAAUGACCGUCAUAAAUGUAGCUUUAAAAGUGAAAUCCGUAUCGCAGAAAAAAGCAAAGAAUAAAAAAAAUCACGGGGUUGCAUGAGACUGUGAGAGCAGCCUCAGUGCCCCUCGGUGAAUUAUCCUUCCACAAUGAAUCAACCAGAUCGACCCGCUGUAAUCCGAGCACUUCUAGCCAUGGAGCCUUACAACAAGCCCCUCAUAACGGGGAUGUUGUCGUCCGUUACCAGAAGGCUAUGCACAGAAACCUGGCAGAGGGAGAGGGACAGGCUGAAGGCUGUCUGCACUUUGUGAGAUGCUUUCUCUCCAGUAAUUUAAAGCCUUGAAUUAUAAUCCCUUUUAGUCUCCGUUGAACCCCAAUGAGACCUUCAGCCUUCAGGUAGACUUUGUUCAUUCCUGGAUUAACUGAUUCAUAUAGAGCAGAGCACACAGUACAGUUUCCUCUCAGAGAGGAUAAAACCAGGCGAGGCGGUGGGAUGAGUCGUAGACGAGGGCGUGAUUUAGAGUGUAAAGAUGGUAUUAGGCGUUUAGGAGUUGGCACAUCUCUUUCUGGGCUUAGUUGUCAGGGACAUUUAUUAUUGCUAUCAGUUCUGCUUCCAUGCAUUAAAAAUAUUGUAUAUAGCUGGCCUAUACUGGGGGAGUUAGCACUUGUAUCUCAUUUAAUCGCAGAGGUUGAUGACAAAAACAUGCUAUUGAUUCUAAUCAAAGGCCCAACGUGUUUUUUAAAAAAAAGCAACUGUAGUCAUCAUAAUAACGGAAGCACUAACUGUCAUUUCAUAGAUUAGUUUUGGAUGUAGGGGAAAAGAGAUCGGUCAUCUCCUGAAGCGUUAUUUAUAAUCAGGGCAUUUUUCAUUUCUUCUCGAUGUUUUUGGUUGCGAUUGUAUCAGCUUUGUACAUCUCAGCUCCCCAGCGUCUCCUGGACUUUUAUUUUGGGGUCUGCUACAGGGAUUAGCUGUCUAAAUGUGUUGUAUGUUGGGAGGGCACCUGGGGGCUGAACAUCGUCUACACGGCUGUGAUUAUUUGAUAAUGAAUAUCUUUUGAUUGCUCUUAGCGGGUAUUUGACCAUUUAACACCUAUUGAGGGGGGAGAUCUGGUCAAGUGGGGAGUGGCGUUGGGCUACUGGGAUGUUUUUCUAUUUUAGGUUUGAUCAGUAGUGGUUGUGAGCAGCAGGUGGUGGGAGUUUUGGUGUAUAUGAAGGCACACUCAGUCUACGGAAGGUGUCUAGACUUUUUCUCUGUUCUCACCACAGAGGAUAAAAUAUAAUUGGACAAACUGGCAAGACAAAGAAACUAAAGAAUUCAAAACUGCCCCAAAUGACUGACCUUUGAGACAGAGUGUGCUUUUUCUUCCCCCUGUAUUUCUCUGCAGGUCUGGCUUUCAGUGACAGUGCUCAAAGGAAUUAGAAUAAGCUUAUAAUACAGCCAAGAGUCUUGAGAUUGAAGACCUUUCACAUUAAAUCUACAACGAACCCCCUCAAAAGUUAGUUCAUGUUAUAAAACUUCUUAUUGGCCAAAGUUUGAUGAAUUCCCCUUGUGCCUGUCACUUCAGCCUGCCCUCGAGAAGCCCAGACUGUAAUGCCCUGUAGUACAUUAGGUUGUGGUCAUACUGCCUUUCUUCCUAAUGGAUGUGUGCCUCCUUUUCCUCUUUCCCUCCCCUCCCCCUGUCUUGAUCAGGUGGAAGGGGUUGGAAACCACCUGUAAAAAAAAUAAAUAAAAAAAAAUCUCUUUUCUUUUUUGUUUUGCAAACCCUUGUCAAGUGCCUCUGUAGCAAUUAAUUGAUUUGAAUAAACAACAUGAACUGAUUUAGGAUGGAGAGUAAAUAAAGAGGUGUUGUGUACAAUAAAGGGACUGGC
This is a messenger RNA of Anoplopoma fimbria (sablefish), 5490 nucleotides long. RefSeq names its product dynamin 2a (gene dnm2a). The record is from RefSeq and is a predicted model, not a curated record. Gene Ontology annotation, cellular component: membrane; cytoplasm; microtubule. NCBI's taxonomy places the organism in Eukaryota, Metazoa, Chordata, Actinopteri, Perciformes, Anoplopomatidae. Gene Ontology annotation, molecular function: microtubule binding; GTP binding; GTPase activity.